Misgurnus anguillicaudatus (oriental weatherfish) is the source of this 5567-nucleotide messenger RNA. RefSeq names its product phosphoinositide-3-kinase, regulatory subunit 3b (gamma) (gene pik3r3b). Gene Ontology annotation, biological process: phosphatidylinositol phosphate biosynthetic process; insulin receptor signaling pathway. Gene Ontology annotation, molecular function: 1-phosphatidylinositol-3-kinase regulator activity; protein binding. Gene Ontology annotation, cellular component: phosphatidylinositol 3-kinase complex. NCBI's taxonomy places the organism in Eukaryota, Metazoa, Chordata, Actinopteri, Cypriniformes, Cobitidae. The record is from RefSeq and is a predicted model, not a curated record.
AUAGUCUGGCUGGAUGUCUGACUCAGCCACGCAGGUUAUUUGGGGAUACAUUUAAAUCGCGCAUUGCAUCUAAUCCGACUAUAAAAUGCUUAUUCAUUCUUCACAUUCUGGACUACGUGCAUUUUGUAUUAUGGACGCUUUUGCUCGGUGCGACACGAGGUUUUAGAUCUUUUAAGAAGAAGACCAAGAAGAAGAAAAGACUACAGAAACUGGCAUUGCCCAUGUUAAUGUCUUUUCAACCACACCUGCAAAUGGACUAAAAGGGCAAUAAAUGUUUGCUUUUUAUCACUGGACUAGUGCCAAAGCUGCAGAACUUCCCAACGUCCUGAUUCCAGGUCUCCGUGUCCCCAAAUUUGUGCUACGACUGUCAUGCACCCUCGCCCCUGUACUGUAUUAAUCCCUGGCUUUGUGGGACUUUAUGUGUGUUUCUGAUCCCUGCCACAGACUGUUAGGAUCGUUAUCACUUCCAUGGUCUGAUUAGUUGGAAUUGAACUUUUAUUUGUGAACCGAAUCUAGAACUGCGCAAUAACAACAUACGGUAGUGAUGGAAGUUUUAACCCUUUCAAGAAACUCAAGUGAAUGUCAAUGAGCUCUCAGGAUUUAACUCAAGGACUUUCCAACUGAGUUAGCACUCAGGAUUUAAUCCAAGGACUUCAAUCCAGGUUAAACAUUAGCAAGUACAGAUAAAACAUUUGAAGCUCAUGUGAAUAAUAAAUUAUGAGCUCUGACAGUUUCCAGUACCGUGCACUGUUCGAGUACAAUCAGGAGCGGGGUGACGAUAUCUCCCUUCAACCUGGAGAUCUUAUCACAGUCUCCAAAAUGGCUCUGCUCACACCCGAAUACCAGGAGGGUGAUGAAAAGUGUCCAAAGGGCUGGCUUCAUGGCACCAAUGAACGGACUAAAGAGAAGGGCAACUUUCCUGGCACCUUCGUGGAGUAUGUUGGGGUCAUAAGGGCGGCCCUCCCUUCAGGGAAACCUUGGCCAAGACCUGUACCCCCAACACCUGUAGGGCCUCAGAUCCCAGGGGCCCCUGCAUCAGAAGGCUCUUUUGGAAAUGCUGUAGAGCAGUGUGCUCUGUCUGACCAAAUCCCAGCGGUGGUACUCAGGCUGACAGAGGCUCUUGAGAGACAGGGCUGGGAUAAUGAGCCAUUGUACCGGACCACCCAGACCUCGACUGGACCCCCAGAAUUAUAUCAGGCUUUAGAAACAGACCCAUUGGUGGAUCUUGAGCAAUAUGAAUUAGCUGUUUUGGCUGAUACUCUCAGAGGUUACCUUCAGGAUUUGCCUUGCCCGCUCAUCCCAUCUGUAGUGUACAGUGAGCUGGUCUAUGCAGCUCAGGAGAUCCAAAGCAUGGAGGAGUGUGGACAACAACUGAAAGGAAUCCUUGACUCCCCCAGUGUCCCUCAGGCUAACCAUCAGCUCCUGGUUCAUCUGACCCGGCACCUAUGCAAGGUGACACAGACUGGAGGAGCAGCUCAGGCAAGCCCUAGGCUUCUGGCUUUGGCCUACAGCGAGGCCAUCUUCAAAAAUAACCACUUUAGUGCGGAUGUAAACCCAGAACAUCAUGUUAAGAUUCUUGAAGCGCUCAUCACGAUUGGAGGCCUUGUGGAAAUACAGGCAGCACCAGCUCUUCCUCCGAAACCAGCAAAACCCAUGACACCAGUAAAUGGUAACGGCGUGAAAGAAGGCGCCAGCGGCUCAUUACAAGAAGCAGAAUGGUACUGGGGAGACAUAUCAAGGGAAGAAGUGAAUGACAAGCUGAGAGACAUGCCUGAUGGUACUUUUUUGGUACGGGACGCCUCCACUAAGAUGCAGGGGGAUUAUACGCUAACGCUAAGGAAAGGUGGAAAUAAUAAGCUAAUAAAGAUCUACCACCGGGAUGGGAAGUAUGGAUUCUCAGACCCACUCACGUUCAGCUCGGUGGUGGAGCUCAUCAGUCACUAUAGGCACGAGUCUCUGGCCCAGUACAACACCAAACUGGACGUUAAGCUAAUGUACCCCGUCUCCCGCUUUCAGCAGGAUCAGCUGGUAAAGGAGGACAACAUUGAUGCGGUGGGAAGGAAACUCCAGGAAUAUCACAAUCAAUAUCAGGAGAAAAGUAAAGAAUAUGACAGACUCUAUGAGGAGCACACAAAAACCUCACAGGAAAUUCAAAUGAAACGUACCGCGAUAGAGGCCUUCAACGAGACCAUCAAAAUUUUCGAAGAGCAGUGUCACACGCAGGAGCGCUACAGUAAAGAAUACAUCGAACGAUUCCGCAGAGAGGGCAACGACAAAGAGAUCGAGAGGAUCAUGAUGAACUACGAAAAACUCAAAUCGCGUUUGGGCGAGAUUCACGAAAGCAAGACCCGGCUUGAACAGGACCUAAAAACGCAGGCUCUCGACAACAGGGAGACGGAUAAAAAGAUGAACAGUUUAAAACCAGACCUCAUUCAGCUCAGAAAGAUCAGAGAUCAGUAUCUUGUUUGGCUCAACCAUAAAGGUGUUCGACAGAAAAGAAUAAACGAUUGGUUGGGGAUCAAAAACGAGACCACGGAUGACGUGUACUUCACCAGUGAGGAAGAAGAGAAUCUGCCACACUAUGAUGAGAAGAGCUGGUUCGUCGGGGACCUAAACCGCACACAGGCGGAGGACUUGCUUCACGGCAAACCCGACGGGGCGUUCCUCAUCCGAGAGAGCAGCAAGAAGGGCUGUUACGCCUGCUCUGUAGUUGUGGACGGCGAGGUGAAGCACUGCGUCAUCUACAGCACGCCUCGAGGCUACGGUUUCGCUGAGCCCUACAACCUGUACAGCACUCUGAAAGACCUGGUCCUGCACUACCACCAGACCUCGCUGGUCCAGCACAACGACUCGCUCAACGUCCGGUUGGCGUAUCCCGUGUAUGCACAGAUGCCCUCAGGCCCCCGCAGAUGAAGACGCGCCCCCCCAAAUUAAACUGUAUACACUUUUGGGGGAUAGGUUACUGAACAAAAAAACCUACCAACAAAAAAACACUUGCUGCAACACACACGUCAGCCACCUUGGAGUUAUAUAUUUUUACAAGAACAUUUUGGAGGGCAUUCUUUCUAAAGACUGCUUGAUUUGCACAAGGAAGUUUUAAAUGUUUGUGAAUGUGAAAAAAGCAGAAGGAAGCAGAGGAGGCGAGUUUCAGGUGACCCGCGCUGCUACCUAAACUCCAGCUGGGACGUUUUACAUGCUUUAGCUUAAGCUUUUGUUUCCGUUCCUUUCUCAUUCAGCUUUCCGUUUGUCAUUCAGCUUUUGUUUUUGGUUGUAUUAUCAUUCUUGACUGAUGUAAGUCGAGAAAUAUUUUUAAAAAAGGUGAAACUAUGUAGCAAACAGACGACUGACACUUUCUAAAGUGUUCUCACAGUGACUGCUGCUGAACAAGGGAUUGUGGGAUGUUUUGGGAGGGCACAAGUGAAAUACGUGUUGUCUUAAAAAAAGAAAAACUUUAGAUUUUUUUUAUUUUGUUGGAUUAAUUUUUGUCCUUUCUAAGCCGUUAUGAUCGUUACAGUUCAGGGCAGAGACCAAAGUUGGCUUUUUUACAUCUGGCUUAUAUUUAUCAAAUUAAAAGAUACUGCUUAACACACCUUGAUUGCAAACCACAACAUAAUAGUUUAAAACUAAAUUUUUCUUAAUUUUAUUUUUUACCAAAUUCGCAUGCACAGACACAGUCGACAUGAAGCACUUAUAUACAAAUGACAGAACUGAUGCACGUGUGUACACCAAAUUUAAAAGAAAACUAAAUUUAAUGUGUGCAUUUUAACUUUGACAACUUGUAUGCUAAAUGUCAGUUGCCGAAAAAUUGGAUUUGUGGGGCAGGCAUGCAUUCUUCAUUGAGCAGGCGCUUCCCAUUAGAACGAAUGUGCUUUAGUACGUCACUAGAUGAAAGUGCAAAAGAAAGUGAUGGUCUGCAACUGCUGUCUGUGACGUGCGAUAAUCACUUGAACCUUUUGAAAAAUGAUAGGUUUCUUUUUUAAGAAAAACACUCUUUUAUUGCAAAGUGCUUCUUUUUAUAGCCAGUUGACUCGUUCUGUGUCACUAAAAAGAAAAAUCUGAUUCAGUAGUUCGGCUGACUCUUGGUUUUAAUGUCGCACAAUAAAACCUUUAUGAUGAUAUUCACAGCUAUAUAUGCACAAGUUAAAUCACUUCUUAGUUUUCGUCGGGCACCAUGUUGUCCAGUUUGGAGCGUUUCAGUUCAACCUCUUCACAUUUUUAUCGCCCCUAAACUUGUUGAAAGACAGAAUAGCUAUAACAGACUUAUAGUUUUACAGCCUAUUAACCAGUUGACUUUAUUUUCCCCCCCCCAACUCCAGAUCUUUCAUCUCUGUUAUUUGAAAAGUCAGGUCAAACGCAUUAAAUGUAAGCCACUUGCAUAAGACGAUUGUUGGAGUUGGCCUUAAAUUGUUCCCUCUUCUCCAUAUACUAUUAUUUUAACUUAUUUUCAUGCUUUGCUAUUAAAUUGCCAUCUUUGGGGCACUUGAGUGUUAUCGGCAUAGACAAAGACAGCAGGUAUAUGUAGAUGGACAGAAUUCAAUGUUCAACUUAUUCACCAAUGAGAGGGUGGUUUUAGCAAAUCGGCUGUAUGAUUUCAUUUGUCUGUGUAUGCGACUUUUUUUUCCAGUUUAAGAUAAUUGGUUUUGCCAGCUCUUAUUCUGUGCUUACUUUGCUUUGGAUCAUUUUCCAGCUUUAUUUUCUUUUAUUUAAUCCUUUAAAUAGUUAAGGAUGUUUUUUUUUAAGCCGGACCCCUAAGGGGUCCCCUGUCUAUUACUUGAACUCUUGCAUCGCUCACCAUUGAAUGUCUUUAUAGUUACAAAAUAUACAUUUAUUAAAACACAGGAAAACACUUUUUUAUAGUGGAAUGACUAUAACACACAUGAACUGUGUAGUGUUUUACUGAAAGGAAAAGGUUUAUUUUAUGUUCACAGAGCUCAAAUAUGACUGUUUAUUGACCGAUAUAGCUCGCAUCAUAUUUGAAGAGUUUAAGAGUGAAUUAUUAGAGACUGGUAACAAAUGUUUAUGUUACACAAUUCAUGCCAUGACCGUACGUAACUUUUAUUGAAGAAUUGUUUGGAAAAAUGUUUUUGUGUUUCAUGAGCAUUUUCCUAGGCAUUGAGACCAAAGAUUUGAGUUUGGUUUGUUUUUCGUGGAAAGUGCAAGUUUUAAAGAGAUGCAUUUAUCUUCUUCCCCUUGUAUUUCAAUUGCCUUGCUUACAUGCGAAUUUAAUUUUUUGCAUUGUUAUCGCAAACCCCUUGCUAACAAUGUCCUCGACUAUUUCUGUCCGUAUAUUUAAGGGUAGUGCACUGUGGAUUGGCUUGGGGUGCUUCUGUUUGCCAUUCAAAAACUGAUGACAGUUUGUUUACUGAAAUGAAAUGUAGUUUUUAUUAAUCCUCAAAACUGUAAGAGUCAGGCCAGAUUGGCCUAAAAGCAGAUGUUUUUGUUUUGUUUGAUUUUGCACUCACUUAUUUGGAAGGGUUAAACAGAUUCUUGUGUGCCAUCAUAUUUAUCCUUUCCUUGAACCAUAAUUUGAUUGUUAGGUCACUAAAACACCCCGAAAGUUGACGAAA